ACGCUAUUCAGUAGAUAUUUGUUUGUAAUGGUAUCUAUUUUCAACACUAGAAUACCACCAACAAGAACAUACACCCCACCCUACUGUAACCCUUUGUUUACCACCACCAAUGCAGAACAACUAUUAGGAGUACCACGUACACCUAUUACAAGUGUUGGAGAAACUUGUCCAACUUUCCAUGUUUCAUAGCUUGGUCCCCAGAGAGUCGAAAACUGACACCACGAGAUGGAUCAAAACUUGUUCCAACUUUCCAUGUUUACUCUUACAAUAAUCAGUUUUCAAUUUCUCUUUGCAGUAGUGGCAAAGGAUCAAAACAUUUCUGGUAUAUCAGAUGAUAACUACUGUAGCAAUAAUAGAGUCUGCGGAGCCAAUUCGAACUGUGAUGUUACAAAAGGAACAGCUUGUGUUUGUUUAGAUGGAUUCAAACUCAAAUCAAUAAGUGGAUGGGAUCCCGCGGACUAUACACAAGGUUGUGUACGUGAUAAAGCAUUGAAUUGUUCAACAGAUCAUGUGUUCACCAAAUAUAGUGUGUACCAAGAGCCUAGUGGCACAUUUUAUUUGUUAAACCAAAGUUUGACAGAGGAGGAUUGCAGAGAGAGAUGCUUGAGUAACUGUUCUUGUGUGGCUUUUAGUUUUGGAAGUGGUUGCAAAUUAUGGAAUGGUGAUCUAUUUGAUGUUAGGGGGGUCAAAGAAGGGAAGGAUCUGUAUAUUCGGAUGCAAGCUUCAGUGCAAGACCCUGAAGAGGAAACUCAUGGGCAUAAUGAGCGAAUCAUAGUGGGAGUAAUAAUCGGGAGUACUAUUGCUAUAAUUUCUGGGAUAAUCUUUUGUUGCUGUUACUUGCACAGGAGAAGGUCAAGGUUAAGAGGCAACAUAAGGACAAGUGAGAUGGUUGGUCAUAUUGAUGAAGAAGCAAAAGGGGAUCUGGAGCUUCCAUUAUUUGACCUAUCAAGAAUAGCUAUGGCCACUGAUAACUUUUCUGUCAAUAACAAGCUUGGAGAAGGUGGAUUUGGACCUGUAUACAAGGGUACAUUACAUGAUGGGCGACAAAUUGCAGUGAAGAGGCUAUCAAGGAGUUCAGGGCAGGGGCUGAACGAAUUCAAAAAUGAAGUAAUACUAAUAGCCAAGCUUCGGCACCGUAAUCUUGUAAAACUUAUUGGAUGCUGCAUCCAAGGGGAAGAGAAGUUGCUGAUAUAUGAAUACAUGCCUAACAGAAGCCUUGAUUAUUUUAUUUUUGAUAAAAUUCGAGGGAAACUCUUGGAUUGGCCUAAACGCUUUAACAUCAUAUGUGGUAUCGCUAGGGGCCUACUAUACCUUCAUCAAGAUUCUAGGCUAAGGAUUAUACACAGAGAUCUAAAAGCAAGUAAUGUUUUGCUCGACAAUGAGAUGGUACCAAAGAUCUCAGACUUUGGUUUGGCUAAAAGUUUUGUUGGAGGAGAUCAGAGUAGAGGAAAUACAAAUAGAAUUAUGGGAACUUUUGGAUACAUGGCCCCGGAAUAUGCUGUUAACGGACAAUUUUCAGUGAAAUCUGAUGUCUUUAGCUUCGGGAUUUUGGUGCUUGAGAUAGUAGCUGGGGAAAAAAAUAGAAGGCUCUAUCAGCCAAAUGACGAUGUUUACUUAUAUGGACAUGCAUGGAGCUUAUGGGAACAAGGAAGGCCCUUAGAACUGGUUGAUGAAUGCCUGAAGAACUCUUGGUCAUUGUCUGAAGUGCAGCGCUGCAUCCAUAUUGGCUUACUCUGUGCACAACAGCAUCCUCAGGACAGGCCAAGCAUGUCAUCUGUGGUUCUGAUGUUGGGUAGUGAAAUUGACUUGCCUCAACCCAAAUUUCCUAGUGUUUUCGUAGGAGAACCUUAUGAUGGCCUAAGUUCCUCCGAUAGUAAAAAUAAAUUGAGCAUUACAGAUGUUGAACCUAGCAUGAAAGGAAAGAGAAUCUCUGGUUUCUUUCCACUUAGUGUUUACCUUGUCUUUCAAACCUCCAUAAUCUUGGCUGCAACAACUGACACCAUUCAUGAGUUGCAAUCUCUGACUGAAAACCAGACCUUGGUCUCCAAGAAUGGAAACUUUGAGCUGGGUUUCUUCACCCCUGGUAACUCUAAGAACCGUUAUUUGGGCAUUUGGUUCAUCCCAGACAAAACCGUUGUUUGGGUUGCAAACAGAGAAAAACCCACAAACCACUCUUCUGUUGUCUUGCAGAUAAGCAACACCACCCAAAACAUUCUUGUUUUUGAUCAGAACAAGAGUGUCCUAUGGUCUGCAACACCUAUAAGAAAGGCUAAGAAGAAUCCAAUUCUGCAACUCUUAGAUUCUGGAAAUCUUGUCCUGAGAGAGCAACAUGAUGAUAAUGAUGAUGAGAAUCCAGAGAAUGAAGCUCAAAUUCUAUGGCAGAGCUUUGACUACCCUUGUGACACACUGUUACCAGGAAUGAAACUUGGGAAGGACUUAAGAACCGGUUUUGAUCGACGCCUGGUGGCGUGGAAGAACGAAAACGACCCUUCACCUGGGAACUUCUCAUGGGGCAUGCAUGUGACCAAUUACCCUGAACCAAUGAUGUGGAUUGGUUCAAGAAAAAGCUUCAACAGCGGUCCGUGGAAUGGAGUUCAGUACAGCGGCAAACCAACAUCAAGACCGCACCCGGUUUUCGAGUACAUUUACUUCUCCAAUGAGGAAGAGGUGUACUUCAUGUUUAGGCUCUUGAAUAGCUCUAUCAAAACAGCAAGGAUGAUGCUGAAUCAAACCAUCUAUGCUCGCGAGAGUUCGGUGUGGGUGGAGGAGGAGCAUAGAUGGAAGGUGUAUGGUUCACUACCAAGGGAUUUUUGUGACAAGUAUGGUGCUUGUGGUCCUAAUGGGAAUUGUGAUCCUAACAAAUUACCUUCUCCUUGUGAAUGUUUAAGAGGGUUUAAGCCUAAAUCUCUUUUGAGAUGGAAGGGAAUGGAGUAUGCUGAAGGGUGUGUGCGUGAUAGACCACUGAGCUGCAAGAAUGAUGGGUUUUCCAAAUAUGUUCACAUGAAAUUGCCUGAUACUGAAUUUAGUUGGUUGGAUCAGAACAUGACCCUUUCUGAAUGCAGAGCCAAAUGCCUGACGAAUUGUUCUUGCACGGCGUAUACAAACUCGGAUAUUAGAGGAGAAGGAAGUGGGUGUGCCAUGUGGUUUGGUGAUCUUAAUGACUUGAGGCUUCAACCAGAUGCAGGGCAGGAUCUGUAUGUUCGAGUGCCUGCUUCUGAAUUGGAUACAGACAAUGGACGCAAGGUCAAGGUAGGAAUUGCAGUUGGAAGCACCAUGGCAGUAAUAUGUGGCCUGCUUUUGGCUUUCUUUAUCAGAUGCAGGAGAAGGGCCAACCUGAAAAAGAAACUUGCGGUAAGGGACCUUUUCAAAGAAGAACAGGAAGAUGAGGAUAUGGAGCUUCCAUUUUUUGACAUGUCAAGUAUAGCUAGAGCCACUGACAACUUCUCAAUCAGCAACAAGCUCGGAGAAGGUGGUUUUGGACCCGUAUACAAGGGAAGGUUGGAAAAUGGACAAGAAAUUGCAGUCAAGAGACUUUCUAGAGGCUCUGGACAAGGGGUCAAGGAAUUCAAAAACGAAAUCAAAUUGAUAGCCAAACUUCAACACCGCAAUCUCGUAAGACUUCAAGGAUUUUCCAUUCAGGAUGAAGAGAAGUUGCUAAUAUAUGAAUACUUGCCAAACAAAAGCUUGGAUUGCUUUAUAUUUGAUCAAACAAAGAGAAUGCUGUUGGAUUGGCCUAAGCGUUUUCACAUAAUUUGUGGGGUAGCAAGGGGCCUUCUCUAUCUUCAUCAAGACUCCACACUCAGAAUCAUUCAUAGAGAUCUCAAAGCAAGUAACGUUUUACUUGAUAGUGAGAUGAACCCAAAGAUCUCAGACUUUGGCCUAGCCAGAAUUUUGGAACUAGAUCAGAGUGCAGCGAACACUCAUCGCGUGGCUGGAACUUAUGGAUACAUGGCACCGGAAUAUGCAAUUGAUGGGAACUUCUCAGUGAAAUCUGAUGUCUUUAGCUUUGGCAUUUUGCUGCUAGAGAUUGUAUCAGGAAAGAAAAAUAUAGGGAAUGGGAAGCAAGAAGAAAAUAAAAACCUUAUUGCAUAUGCAUGGGAUUUGUGGAUAGAUGGGAGGCCCUUAGAAUUGAUUGGUGAAUACGGUGUAGACUCUUGCAACCUCUCUGAAGUGCUGCGUUGCAUCCAUAUUAGUUUUUUGUGUCUGCAGCAGCAUCCACAAGAAAGACCAAACAUGUCUUCUGUUAUGAUGAUGUUGGGUAGUGAAAUUGGCCUGCCUCAACCCAAACAACCAGUUCUCUUUGUUGGUGGAGAAUGUGCACAUCAUCAGGGAUAUUCUUCUUCAUAUAAGAAUGAGACCAUGCCUUCUGUCAAUGAAAUGAGCAUUACACUUUUAGAUGCUCGUUAGGAAAAAUCACUGAAAUCAUUAAUCUUGCUGCAUUUAUAUCAUGAGUAGCAAAAUCUAUUCAGCAUGGCAUUGGCCUAUAUAUAUGUGGCUUUGAACUGUGUAAACCAAUAAACCAAUCUUACUUCAUUAUCUUACUUGAAUAAAAUAAAAUUGACAUCAUGAAUAAAGUAUGCACUUUAUUA
This is a messenger RNA of Lotus japonicus, 4589 nucleotides long. RefSeq names its product G-type lectin S-receptor-like serine/threonine-protein kinase At4g27290. The coding region runs from base 226 to 4407 and encodes 1393 amino acids. The transcript has 14 exons. Gene Ontology annotation, molecular function: ATP binding; protein kinase activity. Lineage: Eukaryota; Viridiplantae; Streptophyta; Magnoliopsida; Fabales; Fabaceae. The record is from RefSeq and is a predicted model, not a curated record. Gene Ontology annotation, biological process: recognition of pollen; protein phosphorylation.